Brassica napus (rape) is the source of this 908-nucleotide messenger RNA. Its product is annotated as peptidyl-prolyl cis-trans isomerase CYP18-1. Gene Ontology annotation, cellular component: catalytic step 2 spliceosome. Lineage: Eukaryota; Viridiplantae; Streptophyta; Magnoliopsida; Brassicales; Brassicaceae. Gene Ontology annotation, molecular function: peptidyl-prolyl cis-trans isomerase activity. Bases 128 to 610 code for a protein of 160 amino acids. The transcript is spliced from 5 exons. Gene Ontology annotation, biological process: protein peptidyl-prolyl isomerization; protein folding. The record is from RefSeq and is a predicted model, not a curated record.
UAUAAUUCCAAUACGACGGCGGACCUCACUGCAGAAAAAUCGGGAAGAAAAAGCUCUCCAGCAUCGAGGAAGGAAGAGGGAGGAAAUCAACUCAAAGCUCCGCUAGAUUCCAAGCAUCACAGCGUCAAUGUCAGUAACAUUGCACACGAAUCUGGGGGAUAUAAAGUGCGAGAUCUUCUGUGACGAGGUUCCCAAGAGUGCCGAGAACUUUCUGGCGCUAUGUGCAAGUGGGUAUUACGAUGGGACAAUCUUUCACAGGAAUAUCAAAGGCUUCAUGAUUCAAGGCGGAGACCCAACCGGAACUGGGAAAGGAGGAACUAGCAUCUGGGGAAAGAAAUUCAAUGACGAGAUUCGUGACUCCCUUAAGCACAAUGCAAGAGGGAUGCUGUCGAUGGCAAACAGUGGGCCAAACACAAACGGAAGCCAGUUCUUCAUAACCUAUGCAAAACAACCUCAUCUCAAUGGACUAUACACCAUCUUUGGCAAAGUCAUUCAUGGCUUCGAAGUUCUUGACAUCAUGGAAAAGACUCAAACAGGUGCGGGAGAUAGGCCGCUUGCUGAGAUAAGGCUAAACCGUGUGACAAUCCACGCCAAUCCACUUGCUGGUUAAUAUGUCACAAUGCUUGAACCUAAGCCCCUGUUAUUCGUUUUCAACCUAUUAAAAAGCUUGUACUGGAUUUUUUUUUUUUUUCUUUAAUGAAUUAUCACUCGCUUUAGAAAUCCAUGUCCUGAGAGAGUUUCAAAGUUUUAGAAACGUACGUGACCAUUAAAAGAGUAUCUAUCUAUUAUUGUGUAAUAAAAUUAUGGAAGCUUGUUGUUCUACACAGUGGGCCAUCAUCAAAAUUCAUUGAGGCCUACAAAAUAAUGUAAAUGGGCUCUGUGGUAAAUGAAAUCCAGUCUUGUUGACA